AGAGGCGGAAGUACGGCCUCGGAGGCCUCCCAUGAGCCCUUGCAAAGAGCGACGUAGCCGGAAGCUGCUGGCGGCUGGUGGGGGGAUCUGAGUGCCUAGUCCAGCUUGGCACCUGGGCCGGACCCGACCCCCUCGGGGCAGCAGCUUCCUGGCCCUGGGUUCUCCAGUCCUUCGACCCGUGACGUUCCUGUUCCUUGGACCCCAAACUCCAGGAUCCCAGUGUGCGGCGGUCCAGACCCCCCCGCCCCGCCCCCGGCCUGUGAGCCUUGCCGCCCUUCAGCAUAGCGGUUGCGCGGAUCUACGUGGCCUUUCAGCGCUCAGGUCCCGAGCACUCUCAGACGCAGACUGGUUUUGCAGAGCCCAUUUGGCCGGGAAAGGGCCCCUGCCCUUCACUUCGAAAGAAGAUUCUGUCCAGAGGUGCCGCACCAUGGCCAGCCCAAGAACCAGAAAAGUUCUUAAGGAAGUCCGGGCACAGGACGAGAAUAAUGUUUGCUUUGAGUGUGGUGCGUUCAAUCCUCAGUGGGUCAGCGUGACCUAUGGCAUCUGGAUCUGCCUGGAAUGCUCUGGGAGACACCGUGGGCUUGGGGUGCAUCUCAGCUUCGUGCGCUCUGUGACAAUGGACAAGUGGAAGGACAUUGAACUGGAGAAGAUGAAAGCUGGUGGGAAUGCUAAGUUCCGAGAGUUCCUGGAGGCACAGGACGACUAUGAGCCUAGCUGGUCACUGCAGGACAAGUAUAGCAGCAGAGCUGCAGCGCUCUUCAGGGAUAAGGUGGCUACUUUGGCAGAAGGUAAAGAAUGGUCUCUGGAGUCAUCGCCUGCCCAGAACUGGACCCCACCUCAGCCCAAGACGCUGCAGUUCACUGCCCACCGACCCGCUGGCCAGCCACAGAAUGUAACUACCUCUGGGGACAAGGCCUUUGAGGAUUGGCUGAAUGAUGACCUGGGUUCCUAUCAGGGUGCUCAGGAGAAUCGCUAUGUGGGGUUUGGGAACACAGUGCCACCUCAGAAGAGAGAAGAUGACUUCCUCAACAGCGCCAUGUCAUCUCUGUACUCGGGCUGGAGCAGUUUUACCACUGGGGCGAGCAAGUUUGCGUCUGCAGCAAAGGAGGGUGCUACAAAAUUUGGAUCUCAAGCAAGUCAAAAGUUUUGGGGUUACAAGCAGCAGUCAGAGCCGGCUUCGGAGUUGGGCCACAGCCUGAAUGAGAAUGUUCUCAAGCCUGCACAGGAGAAGGUGAAAGAGGGAAGGAUUUUUGAUGAUGUGUCCAGUGGGGUCUCUCAGUUGGCAUCCAAGGUCCAGGGAGUUGGCAGUAAGGGAUGGCGUGAUGUCACGACCUUUUUUUCUGGGAAAGCUGAAGACACUUCAGACAGACCCUUAGAGGGCCACAGCUACCAGAACAGCAGUGGAGACAACUCUCAGAACAGCACCAUAGACCAGAGCUUCUGGGAGACCUUCGGGAGUGCUGAGCCCCCCAAGGCCAAGUCCCCAAGCAGUGACAGCUGGACCUGCGCAGAUGCCUCAACGGGAAGGAGGAGCUCGGACAGCUGGGACAUUUGGGGCUCAGGUUCUGCAUCCAACAACAAGAACAGCAAUAGCGAUGGCUGGGAGAGCUGGGAGGGAGCCAGUGGGGAGGGAAGGGCAAAGGCUACCAAGAAGGCAGCUCCAUCUACAGCCGCCGACGAGGGCUGGGACAACCAGAACUGGUAGGAGCCUUGCUGCACCCUAACCCAGCCCUGCUGGGAGACCGCUGUGUUUGCACUUUACCCUUGUUCCUCCUUCAUUUGACCUCAGUGUGAAGACAGUGGCUCAGGCAGGACUUGAGUUGGUGCUGCCUGCCUGGUGUGGGGUGGCUUUCUCUUAGACCUCAGGGGACAUGUCAUCCACCUGCCUCUUGGGUCCUCUGAGCAGCCUUCCUGGAUUCUGGGUUCUUGGGACCCAGGCACUGUCUCUGCAGCCCUAGCAUAGCCUGGGACUGCAGCCCUGUGCAAUGUCAGCUAAGCCAGACAUCUGCUUUCGUUGAAAUGUCUUUUUAAACUUGAAAGGUCUGCUAGUUCUUUCUUCUUGAAGAAAGUGCCUGGAGCCUUAAAGCUGGAAAUGAAACGACAAAAGCAAUACUGGAGCUCACACUGCCACCGACACCCUCACCUAAGUCCACAACCUGUGGCUUGUGCUGUGAAACUCACUUUGUGACCCUCUGCCUUUCCUGCAUCAGCCUGUCCAGCCCUCAGUUAAAUGGGACAAACUCUCCACAAUGGCCACACAAAGCAGACUGGGCUCUGGUCUUUCUCGGACACCCAAUUUGAACUUGGCCAGCCCUGGACAGCUCAGUAAUGAGGAAAGGAGAGUAAGGGGUCUGGGACCGUUUUCAGUGUAUCCGCCACCCCCACACGGUCCAAGGGAGCCUGAGCAUGGAGGGUGGACUGAGGGGCCACCUGCCACUGCCAGGGUCAGGCAUUUUAAUGGGCACCUGUUAGCAUUUGCCAUGUAUUGUGUCUGUGACAGCCCAGGCCUUCUCCCAGCCUGCUCAGGCUGCUCAGAGCACACUCAGUCAUGUCCCCCUCAGCAUGCAGCUGUCCUUCAGAUGACCCCACUUCCCACCCUGUGGACUUUGUAGAACACUGCAGUUGAGACCCAUGUGCUAUCAGUGGUUGGUGUGACCGCAUUCCCUCCCAGGAUUCCAUGACUGCUGUGUGCUGUGGCUGGAGAGACCAGCUGGGGUCUCUGUCUCCUUAAACCCACUCCUGUCUGACCCUCAGUUUGACCAGCAGUGCAUGACCUGAAGUUCUGUGGUUUGUGUGUCUGUCAUGUUUGCUCCUACUUUCUGGUGUUGAGCUGUCUGGGCCCUAAGGUUCCAGUGCUUGCCCCACCAUGGGGGUUCACGGUUCUUUGCAGAACUGAUAGACCUUAGGUUUGGGGAGCCCUCCUGGGUUGCUUUGUCCUCAAGUGGACAUGAAAACUACUUGGUAGUUAGGUAACAGGACAUCUCGGAGCUAGGGAAGCAAGGGAGAUAGCCGGGUCUUGUGCCUGAUAGAGCAGCCACAGGUAGAUGAGGUCAGAGACUUGGGGUGAGGCCAUGGGGUUGUUGAGCACACAAAAAGUCAAAAGUCAGGAAGUCUGAACAUGGAGGAAGAACCCUCACCGAAAGUGGCACAUCCCCAGAAUGAAGGAGUCCUUGAUUUGGUGGACAUAGGGUGAUAUGAGGGGAAUGGAAUUGGUUGGGUCUGGUGUGGGAAGCUGCCUGCCUCACAUCAUUUGGGAGUAGCAAAUCACCCAAGCUACAUAAAGUUAAUUCUGGUACUGUGUUGAGUGAA
This is a messenger RNA of Rattus norvegicus (Norway rat), 3309 nucleotides long. RefSeq names its product ARF GTPase activating protein 1 (gene Arfgap1). Lineage: Eukaryota; Metazoa; Chordata; Mammalia; Rodentia; Muridae. The record is from RefSeq and is a predicted model, not a curated record. Gene Ontology annotation, cellular component: Golgi apparatus; cytoplasm. Gene Ontology annotation, molecular function: GTPase activator activity.